Messenger RNA from Brugia pahangi, 231 nucleotides. Lineage: Eukaryota; Metazoa; Nematoda; Chromadorea; Rhabditida; Onchocercidae. The record is from the annotation of a GenBank genome assembly.
AUGAUCACGAAAAAUUACAACGAAUAUAUAACACAUAGAAAAACGCAUCAACCUUUCAUCUAUGAGUGCAGAGUGACCAAUUGUGGGCGAACAUUCCACCAUGAAUCAUCAUUUCGCAAUCACAAGAAGACACAUAAACCUCAUCCUCAGUGCGAGUGCUGUGGCAAAUUCUUUUACCGCAUGGAUGUACUGAAGUCUCACAAGAAAGUGUGCUCCAGAGCUCCUCGUUAG